Molecule: messenger RNA, 753 nt
Organism: Armigeres subalbatus
Lineage: Eukaryota; Metazoa; Arthropoda; Insecta; Diptera; Culicidae
Product: C-type lectin 37Db-like
Exons: 3
Coding region: 165-686 (173 amino acids)
Molecular function (GO): signaling receptor activity
Source: RefSeq, a predicted model, not a curated record
CUAUGUAUCACAACAAUGAAGCGAAAUGCAGUCCAACACAUUACAAAUGGUUGAGGCAGCUUCAGGGAAACCCCAGACAGUAUUAUAAAAUAUCAUCCUUAGAUUGACUUCCCUCUUGUUUCAAGUUUCUUGUUCAGUUGUGUAGUAUUCAACACCGAAGAACGAUGUCAUUGCUAUCAGCAUUUUUACUGUUUUGCGUGAUCAACACUGCCCAAUAUGCCGGUGCUGAACUUCUAGGCAAUCAAACAGUUCGAGAUAUCCUUGCGAAAAACAAAUGCUUGUGUCGAUGCGACGCAAUCGACGAUGGUUCGAAAAAUUAUUUGAUUCCUUUUGAUGACGGAACGUGGUUCGAAGCCAUUUCAUACUGCCACGAGCAGGGAAUGUCGCUGGCACAAAUUCGUGAUCGGCGUGACCACCAGGAUCUGGAAGAAUGGCUUCGAGACAAUGGUGAUGGACCAUCAGAGAGCUACUGGAUCGGCGGCAAUGAUUUGGCGAAGCCAGGAAUUUUCUACUGGGGUUUAACUGGAAAAGAGAUACGAUACAAACAAUGGGCAUCCGGAGAGCCGAACAUGGCAGUGAUGCGUGGUGAAAAAGAGCAUUGUGUGGAACUCCGAGCGGAUACAAUGAAAUGGAAUGAUUCAGUAUGUUCUAAGAGAUUGAAAUUCGUGUGCGAACGGUUCAAUUGAGAAAUUAAUGUUUUAUUGCUUUGGAAAAUAAAUUCUUACUACUAAUAUUGACUCACAUACUCACAAA